Messenger RNA from Pyrus x bretschneideri (Chinese white pear), 1039 nucleotides. Its product is annotated as non-specific lipid transfer protein GPI-anchored 6. Gene Ontology annotation, molecular function: lipid binding. The coding region runs from base 96 to 677 and encodes 193 amino acids. The record is from RefSeq and is a predicted model, not a curated record. Lineage: Eukaryota; Viridiplantae; Streptophyta; Magnoliopsida; Rosales; Rosaceae. Gene Ontology annotation, biological process: lipid transport. The transcript is spliced from 4 exons.
CAGCCAAGAAAAAACCACACACAAAAAAAAUAAAUAAAAAAACCCAUUUCUUCUCUCUCUCCCGGCCCCCAUCUCUCCUUUCUUUCUGCACUACCAUGAGUAACUCAAAGGAUGUGAGUGUGCAGGCACUCACAUGCGCCUUGGUGUUGAUAUUUCUAGUUGGUUUUGGCAGCUGCAACAUAGACCAGGAUAGGGCAGAAUGUACAGACCAGCUAGUAGGGCUUGCCCCGUGUAUUCCGUACGUCGGCGGUGAUGCCAAAACUCCAACCUUAGAUUGUUGCAGUGGAAUUAAAGAAGUGGUGCAGAAGAGCAAGAAAUGCCUCUGUAUCCUAAUCAAGGACCGCGACGAUCCGAAACUCGGCCUCAAGAUCAAUUCCACUCUUGCUUUGAACCUUCCUAGUUCCUGUCAUGUACCUGUCAACAUAUCAACAUGUAUUGAUCUCUUGAAUUUGCCAUCAAACUCUCCGGACGCGAAGAUGUUCCGGGAUUUUGAAAACCAGACUGAAGCGAGAAGCAACUCUACUGCCCCUUUAUCCAGCGUGAAUUCUACAAGCAGUGGUACAGUUGCUCAAGCAAAGAGUGAUGGUGGGAGGUUGGAAAAAAGAUUGAUGGGAAUAGAGAUGCUAUUUGGGACUCUGCUGGUGUUUUAUAUUUCACACUUGGUGUUUUAUGCUUGAUACAAGACUGCCUUGUCCUUACUGCUGAUCGUUUUGUGUCCAUGGUUAUUCAUGAUCAACCUGAAUGCAGCUGCUCUUCUUCUCUCUGUCACGAUGCUUAUUGCUCAAACUAAGAACAGAACUCAGUUCCAAAAAAGUGUGUUCUUGUGAGAGGAGAGGUCGCUAUAUGUUCAUACACAUAUCCCUUCUCAUAAUGGAAUGAGGACUCCCUAUUAGAAUCCUUAUGGAAACAACUUAUAUUUUCCUAAUCCAUAUCAAUUCAUUACUCCAACAGAAUUCUCAAGUUUAUAUCAAUUGGUUUCAGAUAGCCAAUGCCAGAUCACCUAGUCUCAAGUUUAUAUUCUUAACACUUUAUAUCUUCA